Phanerochaete carnosa HHB-10118-sp is the source of this 3410-nucleotide messenger RNA. Its product is annotated as glycosyltransferase family 8 protein. NCBI's taxonomy places the organism in Eukaryota, Fungi, Basidiomycota, Agaricomycetes, Polyporales, Phanerochaetaceae. The transcript has a single exon. The record is from RefSeq and is a predicted model, not a curated record. Gene Ontology annotation, molecular function: glycosyltransferase activity. Bases 149 to 1858 code for a protein of 569 amino acids.
CGCUCUCAACGUUUCCGCGCUCGGCACUGGCGAAAGAGUUCUCUCUGUCAGAUAGGAGAGCAUUUAAAUUUUCGUCGACGCCAUAUAUCGGUUUCCCCUGCCCUUCGGAGACACGACCAUCUGCCUCUCCCCCUACUCAACGACAAUCAUGGUUAGUAGUCAUACCUGGGAACGAUAUGGCCGCUCACUAGCUGCGCCACAGUCCGCAGACACGGUUAACGGGCUCCUCCUCGCCUCAUCCGAGUCCGCCGCCACAGGUUGCACAGACGCGAACUACGUAUUCACGCCUACGCAAGACUGGUUUUCGUUCAACGAAGAUCGUUGGCGAUCUCUCUUCCCGCUAGUGAAGUCGACUGCCCCUCGGGCCCUAGAGAUUGGUUCGUGGGAAGGCCGUUCAGCCGUCUUCCUCCUGACCGAGCUCUGUGCUCGAGGCGGGUCUCUCACCUGCAUCGACCAUUUCGACCUCAUGCAAACUGCUGCAGGGCGCGAGCGCUACGAGAAGGUCGUGCGCAAUCUCUCCAUGACCGGAAAGCCCUUCCGCGUCAUGGAGGGAUUCAGUACUCCGAUGCUCAUGACAAUUCUCCAGGAGGAGAUGACGGCUAUUCAGCCGGGUUUCGACUGGAUCUACGUCGACGGGUCUCACGAAGCGGACGAUACCUUCCUUGAUGCUGAGAUGGCGUGGCGGCUCGCGAGGAAGGGCGCGGUCAUUAUCUUCGACGACUACCGUUGGGACAAGGAGCCUGAAGACAGCGAUCACCACCCCAAGCGCGGCAUCGACACCUUCAUGACCCUCCACGCUGCGCAAUUCGACGUCAUCUCCAGUCCAACAGAGUAUCAAAUGAUCCUUCAGAAGAAGUCAGAGAUGCGCAUUGGCUUCCUGGUCAAGGGCGCAACCUCGCCAGAGACACCCAUUUAUCAUGACCUCCAUAUUGUGCUCACUAUCGAUUCGGCGUUCGCUAUGCCUGCGGCUGUCGCGAUUCAGAGCAUCCUUAGCCAGACGACAGGCCGCAUCACGCUUUAUAUCGUCGAUUUGGGCCUGUCUUCCUCCGACCGGGCACGUUUGCGACGUCUCGCAGCGGCAGACUCGCCCCUCGACGUCACCAUGGUGUUCCUCUCCCUUCCCGAGGACGAUCCUCUGGGAGGUAUGGGACCAACAUGGGCGAAGAUCGCGAUGAUCCCGCAGACGGUGUUGCCCGUCGAGCGGGUGCUAUACCUCGAUGCAGACGUGCUCGUCCGCGCUGAUCUGCGCGCGCUCUGGAACACUGACCUCGGCGGGAAGCCCAUCGGUGCGACGGCCGACGUGGGCCACCCCAUGGGACACGCGGAUGUGGAGCGGGGGCCGUACUUCAAUGCCGGCGUACUACUUCUGGACUUGGCCAAGGUCCGCGCGGUGCUGCGAGAGCUCUUCGACGCGUGUCGUCAACGCAAGGACUCGCUGCACAGGGACCAGGACGCCCUCAACGUCGUCUUUCGCGACGAGUGGCACCCGCUCGACCUGAAAUGGAACGCCCAAGGCCUCGGCACGUACGCUGAUUCGGUAUCUGUCGACCGCGAUGCCAUGGAUGUGGCUGCCAUGAAGGCAGACCCCGCCGUCGUCCACUUCACCGGUCCCGUCAACCCUGGCAUGGCCGAGGUUCUCAAUCCGUACGUGCAACCUUACACGUCCAAGCCGUGGGGCUAUGCGGGAGCACCAGGACAUCCGUUCGCAGGGGAAUGGUGGUCGGCGUUGGAGACGACGGAUUGGCGGGGCUGGCGGGGCUCUACGGAGUAUUCAGAAUAUUGUGUUCAGAAGCGAGAGGACGCGGAGCGAGCAGGGGUGGACGCAUUUCAACAAAGGAUAGGCGGAUCUAGAGCAUGAGGAAGGAGAUCAGCAGAUCCGCUUGGCAGAAGAAGCAUGCCGCACGCGCACGUGGCGCGACUAGUAAGUACGAGCUGCCUUAGCACAUGCCAGGUACCAUAGGACGAUGAUGUGCUGCCAGACUCCUUUCAGCAUGAACACAAUUGGCACCCGAUUAUGUUUGUCGUGAAUGUCAGCCUGCUCAGGCAUCACGUUAUUGCAUCGUCUUGUUUUGUGUACGUGUACAACUUGCUGAAUAAUAACUAACAUAUCGUGGAACAAGAGGCGUGUCCAUCCAGUAUAUGCGAGCGAGAAAACAAGUGAGGCGAUCGAUAGGUGCGGCGGUCAGCGCACGAGGCAGCGCUGCGGAGUAUAAUAAGGCCGUUUACCAAUCGCCGCCGUCAUUGCCAUUGUCGCCGUCAUUGCCACCGAAGUCGUCGUCCUGCUGCCCGUUAUCAAAGCCUGUGAAUGGCACCGGAAUGUCAGAGUGUCAGGCAGCUGGAUAACCGGCCCGUAGGGCACACAUACCUUGAUCAUAAGCCUGUUCCUCGACGUGGUCUUCGUGAUUCUCAAACGCAUCAGCCAAUAGGGCACCGCCGAGCAGACCGGCACCGCCUGAGACGUGAAAAUGAGGACACGAUCUAUGGUUGUGCCAAACGAUUAUCCACAUACCUGCUAAGACCGUGGUGCCCAUACCCAUGCCGUGCUUCUUAGGGGGAGGAGGAGCCUGUUGGUAGGCGGCUUGCGGUUGCUGCUGCUGCGGGCGGUUGAACCAGCCUAAAGCACGCGAUGAGUUGUCAUCGCGCAGCUGAAUGGCAACAAGGUUUCUGACCGCGGUCCUCCUGGCCAUAGCCACCUCCACCAUAGCCUCCCUGUGGUGGAGGACUGCUGUACCCUCCACCAUAGCCGCUACCGCCUGGGGGUCCCCACUGGUUUUGCGGUGGCGGACCGGAGUUGUAACCACCUUGAGGAGGGUAGGGGGAAUUGUUGUUCCAGCCACGGUUAUCUGGCGGUGGGGGACCAGAUGGUGGUGCAAAGCCCUGCGGAGGACGAGGGGAUCCAGGUGGCCCAGCCGGAUGUACCCAAGAUGAUUGCGGAGGGCUAACGCCGGUAUUCACAUAGAACCUACGCCCGUGUCAGUAUCCAUAAUGCAAAGAAUCAUAUUGACUCAUAUUUACCAUGUGUUGUAACUAGACGAUGCGAGGCGAUCGUUAGACUGAGGGCACUCGAGGUAGACCGAGGCACUUACUUCACAUCGUACUGUUCCAUCCAGCCCGGAGGCAGAGGACGCGUGUCUGGGUUGCGAGGAGGGCCUCCAUACGGCGAAGACAUUGUGCAGAUCGAUGUGAGAGUGAGAGAGCGUUAGGAAGGAGAAAUCGGUAGCCUGGCGACGUUCUUAUAUAGGACCAACGGCCGGUCGGCCAGCGAUGUCAUCUCGCUCACCCACAUCCAUAAGCGGUGUUCUGCUGCAGUAUUCUCUCCAUUCGGACCAAAAGUUCAAAACGCGACUCAGAUUCCAGCACUGCGCCACCGACCCGUGAUGACCCUGGCCGCCGGGGAGACACAGCAAUAU